AAAAUACAUUUUGAAAACAAUCACCGAUUUAAUUAAAUAAAAAUUAUUAUUAAUAAAUAAUUAUUGAUUAAACAUAAUAUGUUUGUAAGAAUUUAGCAUCAAGUUAUUUCUGUUAUCAAUUUAUUUAUAGCGUUUUCAACAUUUCUAAUUGUGUUUAUUAUGAAUUAAAGCUGUUUUACUAUUAAAACUCAUAUAAAAUGAAAUGCAAUAUUCGAGAGCUGUCUCUUUUAAGUGACAGACCUUGUGUUAUGGAAGGAAGACUAAAUUAUAAAAAAGUUACAGGCAAUUACCGGAAUCAGACAGUAUUCAAAGAACGUUGGUUUAGAUUAAUAAACAAUUACUUAUUUUAUUUCAAAAUAAGUGAAAUGGGGAAAUUUGACACCAAACAGCCAGCUGGUGUAUUUGUUAUGGAAAAUUCUUCGGUACAAAUGGAACAUGGACACCAUAUUUCUUUUUCUUUCUCCAUUUCCUUUAUAGAUGAACCUGAAAAACGGCAUAUAUUUGCUGCUCGAAGUGAAGAUAAUGUGGUACAGUGGGUUUUGAAGUUAAGACAGUGUUCAUAUGAGUACUUAAGAAACCAAUUGCAUGCCCUUCAGUCUAAGAUAUACUCUAUUACUGGCAAGGAUCCAUUGCUGCUGGUACCACGUAAUGAUGGUGCAUGUUUGUGGGCACCAUCAAUACCCUUUUCAACAGCUCCAGCAUGCACAGUCAACACAAACUCAUUUAGCUGUCAUCUCCACACCAAUGGAGCCUUUACACUUGAGAGGAGCAAGUCAGAUGUUCAAGCUCACAAACACUUGAGGUCAGAAUAUCAGAAUACAACUACAUUUUAUACUGACAGCAUAAAUAAGGAAGAAAACCAAGGCUAUACAUUGGAAAAAAGUAAGACAUCAAUCUUAACAUCUAGUUUGAAUCCCAUAGAUAUAUCUAUUUUUGACAAUAGACCCUUAUAUUCAAGAGCUGCUCCUAGCCCACCUGUAAGAACAAAGUUGUCACCAAACAACAAACGAGUUGAAGCAAGUAAAGACCUCAAAAUGUUUUCGGAGCAAGGAAAGACUUUAGCUCAAAGUAGCAUUUUAGAUCCUGCUCCAAUUCCUCCUAGAAGAAAAAUAUUGCCUAAACAAUCCAAUACAAAUUCAGGAAGCAAUACGAAUAGCAACAGUAGAGACUCUUUAGAUAUAACAAAUGAAGAUUUAAUUAAACUUUGACUGUCUUAAAUGUUUACAAUGACAAUCAAAAUUAAUUCACCAGCCUAAUUUUUUUUACUUUGAAUACCCACCAAGUAUUAUAAUUUAAUCUUCGUAAUAACAACAUACAGUAACUUUCUACUAUAAAAUUAUAAAUAUGUACAUUAUAUGAAGUUCUAAGUGUAAAAGCUACUGCUACAUUAAUAUUCUCUUUAAGUUAUGUAUGUAGCAAGUAGUAGGAUUGCUUUAAAACUACUAGUCAAGAGUAAAGUUAAACUCAGCAACUCAUACAUCUCAUAAGCUUUUUGUAUAUUUAGAGUAUGGAAUGAGCAUUAGAUCUAGAAUUUGAUAAUGUAGGUCUUCAAUUGUUCAAAACAGUUCAUUGGAGGUAGUUGUCAAUGUGCUUUAAAUUACCAAAAUUUAUGAUUACAACCCAAUUUCUUUCUUACUACUGCACAUCACACAUGUAUUGAGGACCCAUGCAUGUUACUGGACAUCAUACAUAUAAAAUAUAUUAUAUAUAUAUCUAAAUAUCUUCUGAAUGUUUUUGUUAAUCUUAUUGUGUGUAUGUACAUUUAUUGUUAUUAGCUCCCAUGUUAGCAGACCAUUGCAGAUGUACUUUUCUGUUGUGCUAUUAAGAUGUUUAAAUUUUGCUUAUUUUAUUCACUCCCAAUUUGAGUAAUAAAUGAUACAUAUUAUAUUUGUCAUAGAUUUAGAGGUGAAUAUUUUUUUAUUCAGAAACAAAAAUAACAUGACAAACUUAGAAUGUAAUAAAAAAUAUUUAAAUAAAUAUAUAGUUUUUUUUAAUACUAUUCUCAGAUGUUUUUAAGUAUUGCAUCUUCAGU
Messenger RNA from Pieris rapae (cabbage white), 2032 nucleotides. RefSeq lists its product as uncharacterized. Gene Ontology annotation, cellular component: early endosome; recycling endosome; trans-Golgi network. Gene Ontology annotation, biological process: retrograde transport, endosome to Golgi; endosome organization; receptor recycling. The transcript has 5 exons. Lineage: Eukaryota; Metazoa; Arthropoda; Insecta; Lepidoptera; Pieridae. The coding region runs from base 198 to 1208 and encodes 336 amino acids. The record is from RefSeq and is a predicted model, not a curated record.